Hyaloscypha bicolor E is the source of this 363-nucleotide messenger RNA. RefSeq lists its product as uncharacterized. The transcript has 2 exons. The record is from RefSeq and is a predicted model, not a curated record. Bases 1 to 249 code for a protein of 82 amino acids. NCBI's taxonomy places the organism in Eukaryota, Fungi, Ascomycota, Leotiomycetes, Helotiales, Hyaloscyphaceae.
AUGGCUCUUCCUGGUUACUGUAACCAUUCAUUCAACCUCCUCAAAUCCGAAUCAACGCUCAUUCAAUGGGUCUGUUCCAUGUGCCACUCUGGCCCUCAUUGGUAUAUCUUUGAGUGCAAGUAUUGCAAGUUAAAGACUUGUCGGCCCUGUACAAAUAAGUUUAGCAGCAGGGUCUUAUUUUUUCGCCGAGGAAAGAGAUUUGGUGGUGGGUGGUUGAUUUUGAUCGGCGCGGUGGAAGAAAGGUCAUAAGGGAGAUAGAAGAGGGGGCAUCUAUUGGUUCUUCAACGGAGAUCGAAUCCCAUUAAGGACGCGGGGGAAAACGAUGUAUUAUAGCGGAGUAUUUCUACAUUUUAUUUGAUUUAC